CAAGUCGUAGUGAUAUUCAACACUUGUUAUCCGGUUUAUUAUAUAAUAAUAUACUAAUAUCUUGUGAAAUCGAUGUCUAACGAAAAAUCCUUGAACUUGUGGUGAAGUGAAUAAAAUAAACAAUUUGAUGUAUCGAGUAUUCGAUAACCAAAAAUCUCGAUUAUGACUCGAUUGGUACUCGAGUGGUAUUCCUACACGUCUCUAAAACUGUCAUUUCUGUCAUUAAAUUUGACAUUUAAUCGCGAUGUCACGCACGUGUUGUUCUAGUGGUAUUGCUUUGGUUUAUAUAAAUAAGCCAAUAUGUACACUGUGCAGUAUUAUUAUUGGAUCUGAUUAAAUUGACGAAUGUCGCACAUUAUGGUUUCGUUUCGUAACAAUCGUGUAGUAUAGGAUAGGUUGUAUAGUAUAGUUUUUUUUAAUGAUACGUUGAAAAUCAAGUAAAUAUUUAACCAUGUCAGAAUCAGCGCCGUUUUUUGUUGAUCGAGCGAAAGCAGGACGAGCUUCGUGUAAAGGUUGUAAGACGAACUGUCCUAGUGGUGAAUUACGAAUUGCGAAACUAGUUGCCAGCCCGUACGGAGAUGGUCAACAGAUGAAAUCAUGGCACCAUGUGGAUUGUUUUAUGAAUGUGUUACUAAAACAAAGGCCAGCAACCAAACGAGUAGAUUCAAUAGAUGACAUCGGCAACUGGGACAACAUCAGCAAGGAAGACCAGGAAUUAAUAUUGAAAAAGCUAAAUGACAUGGAAAAAUUAUAUGCUAACAAAAACAGUGGUAAAUAUACAGCUAAGGUUAUUAAAAAUGUUUCUACACAAUCUGUUAAAUCUAGUCCUGUGGCAUCUAGUAGCAAGGGAGAUACAGAGAGUCCUAAGAAGCAGAUUGUGGAUACUGACGAUGAUAAGUUUGUAACAUUUUUCAAAUUAUGCAAAAGAAUCUCCAGGGUUGACGCUUACACUGAGAAAACUGCAGUAGUCAAUGAUUUCUUCAGAAAAGGCACAGACGGUACAUCGUUUAAAGGGAACCUGUUAUUGUGGUGUAAACUAUUACUGCCACAAGUAACAAAAAGAGUGUACAAUUUAAAAAGCAAGCAAUUAGUGAAACUGUUUUCAAGGAUAUUUAGCAGUGAUCACGAUGAUAUGUUAACUCAUCUAGAGAAGGGAGAUGUUGCGGAAACCAUACAACAUUUCUUUAAUAAAUCAAAAACCAUUCAACCUGCCUCAGAGAGCACACUUACAAUACAAAAAGUAGAAGAUUUCUUAGAAGACCUUUCAAAACUAACAAAAGAGGAAGAACAAAUAUACCACUUCAAGAAGAUUGUAAAGAAAUGUACUCCAGAUGACCUGAAAAUGCUUAUUAGAUUAAUAAAGGCAGAUUUACGAAUAAACGCUGGGCCAAAGCAUAUAUUGGAAGGAGUUCAUCCUGAUGCUUACAGUGCAUUCCAAACAUCAAGAGACCUCAACAUGGUAUUAGAUAGGAUUACAUCCAAUGGUUAUACCGUAAAACAUAAAGAUGCAAUCCAAACAAGUAUUCAGGCUAAACUUUCUCUUAUGACUCCCAUAUUACCGAUGUUGGCUGAAGCUUGUAAAUCAGUGGAAAUGGCAAUGAAAAAAUGUCCAAACGGAAUGUUCUCAGAGAUCAAAUACGAUGGAGAAAGAGUGCAAGUCCAUAAAAAGGGGAAUGAAUUUAAAUAUUUCUCUAGAGCUUUAAAACCGGUUAUGGCACAUAAAGUUAAUCAUUUCAAGGAAUAUUUACCACAAGCUUUUCCUAAAGGUACGGAUUUAAUUUUGGAUGCCGAAGUUUUAAUGGUAGAUGUUACUACGGGGAAACCAUUGCCCUUCGGUACCUUGGGCAUUCAUAAGCAGUCAGAAUUUAAAGAUGCACAAGUAUGUCUGUAUGUGUUUGACUGUUUGUACUACAACGGUGAAGUGUUAAUUGAUAUGCCUAUUAGGAAAAGAAGAGAGAUAUUACAUCAGAAUAUGGUGGAAGUUACUAAUCAUGUUAUGUUUUCUGAACAAAAAAUGAUUCAGAAACCAUCGGAUUUAGCUAAAAUGAUUGCUGAGGUACUGGAACUGGGCCUUGAAGGUUUAGUACUUAAAGAUUUGGAGUCCAAAUACGAGCCUGGCAAGCGACAUUGGUUAAAAGUAAAGAAAGACUACCUAUUCGGUGGAGCCAUGGCUGACUCGGUUGAUCUAGUGGUACUUGGGGCUUGGUUUGGAACGGGUAAGAAAGGCGGGAUGAUGUCGGUCUUCCUAAUGGGUUGUCAUGAUGCUCGUCGGAAUAAAUGGGUGACAGUAACAAAGGUCCAUACAGGCCAUGAUGACAAUACACUGGAGAGGCUUCAGAAAGAAUUAGAACCUUUAAUGGUGAAAAUAUCGCAGGACAGCAAUAAAGUCCCUUCGUGGUUGGACUGCAAUAAUGGCAUGGUACCCGAUUUCGUCGCUGCAGAUCCUAAGAAACAACCAGUUUGGGAGAUUACUGGCACUGAAUUAACGAAAGCGAAUCUACACACAGCGGAUGGCAUAUCAGUGAGAUUCCCAAGAGUAACUAAGAUAAGAAAUGACAAGGACUGGAAAACAGCGACUAAUUUGGACGAAUUAAAGGAUUUAUAUAAAAAUUCGAAAGAAAAAGUAGAUGUAUCACUUCUAAACAAACUGGCAGCUGAUGCUGAUUCAGAUGAACCACUAGCGAAGAAAAAUAAACCGAGCUUGGAUUCAUUUGUAUCGCCCGUAAAGAACAACGCAAGUCCUACAAAACCGAAUAAAGUUAGCCCAAAAAAAUUUAUAGAUUAUUACUUAACAAAGAAAGAAGAAAUUACAGAAGCUAAAUUGGAACUCAAAGAAGCUAAAUUGGAACUCAAAGUAGCUAAAUUGGAACUCAAAGAAGCUAAAUUGAAACUCAAAGAAGAAAUUACAGAAGCUAAAUUGAAACUCAAAGAUUUACGUACAGAAGCUAAAAUGAAACGAAAACGGCGUAUGGAAAAUAAAUCAACAGAUACAAAAAUUAAAGAAGAAAUUAUGGACGUAGAUGAAUCAGAUGGUAAUAAUAAAGAAUUUGAGUUUGCACCAGAAAAUCCUUUGCCAGACGUUUUUGAAGGUAAACGGCUUGGCUUCUACCCAGAUUUCAUCAGUUUUCCAGAAGAAGAAAGAAGAUAUUAUGAGAGACACUGGAUUGCAUAUGGAGGCACAGUUGUCAAAGCCAUUAAAGCAAUGGAUGUAGAUUACGUCGUACAUAAUAAAAGGAGUAUAGAAUUAUCAAAAAUGACUAGAUUGUCUAAAAAGGUCCCUUCAAAUGUAAGACAUGUGUAUAAAGAUUGGUUAACUAAAUGCAUCUGUGAAGUAAAGUUGUGUGAUACAAAAGAUUAUCCAGUUUUCAUUGUUAAGUAACUCUGUUUCACUCACCGAAGGUUGUAUCGUGAUGAAUCUUUUGACGGAGAUGAAAUCUCAUUCUAUGUUAUUUAUUGUUAUACAGCGUUGACUAUCCCAUCUAUUUUGGAUAAUCUUGUGAUACGUCCAAUGAGGUACCAUACUUAAAAUGUUCUACUGAUUAAAAAAAUAACAAUUUUCGAUGGGACAUUGAGUUUUAUUUUUGUCAAGUCUGUUCAUACGCCCCCAGGAAAAAUAAAGUUAUAGCUCACACAUCCAGCGCAGUAAAUGCAGUUCAAUUGUCACAGCCAGAUCAAAAUUGCAUUACACGGACAGUCAAAGUGUUAAAAUCGUAAUACUAAUUGCGUUAUAAUGAUGUUUCAUUUUGAACUUACUGAUUUAGGUUACUGAGGUAGAAUAGACAUUCAUAUUAGAGUCGUAGGCUGCGCGACGUCUGUCUCGCAGUGUGUAUGCGGGACAUGGCUGAUCUAUUUAACCUUUUGAACGCCAGAGCGUAAACACAUCGGCGCCCCUUCUACGCCAAGCCACAAAUUCAGUACAAAAACCUACAAAAAAAAUAGUGAUUCCAACAUCUUAACGAAAAGUUAUCGAUAACCAAUGAAUCCGUGCUUUUCGUUCUAUAUUUUUUAAAUAAAUAUUAUUCGUUGCA
This is a messenger RNA of Spodoptera frugiperda (fall armyworm), 4028 nucleotides long. It is a transcript of the gene DNAlig3, whose product is annotated as DNA ligase 3. Gene Ontology annotation, molecular function: DNA ligase (ATP) activity; ATP binding; DNA binding. Lineage: Eukaryota; Metazoa; Arthropoda; Insecta; Lepidoptera; Noctuidae. The record is from RefSeq and is a predicted model, not a curated record. Gene Ontology annotation, biological process: lagging strand elongation; DNA recombination; mitochondrial DNA repair. The transcript has 4 exons. Gene Ontology annotation, cellular component: DNA ligase III-XRCC1 complex. Bases 452 to 3379 code for a protein of 975 amino acids.